UCACUUCCCGCGUUGAGAUGCUAUUGCAAAUCAUUUCUUGUUGCCAGUCAAGUCCGAUCGGCCACUCUUACUCACCAUGGCGCUGAUGACCCCAGGACUCUUAGCGAUUCUUGGUGUUACUAUCUUGGGGGCCGCAAGCCGGGACUGUCCGUCGCCGUGCAAGUGUUACCCCGAAGACGCAGACUGCAGUAAUAAGAGCCUGACCUUCCUGCGGAACGCGAUGUUCAACUGGACAGGUGCCGAGCGCCUCUCGGAACUCAGCCUCGAGAACAAUCAGCUGACGUCAUUUCCCGCUCACAUAUUCGAUCCACUUGUAGGGCUGAAAACACUAAACCUCAAUCACAACCAGUUGCAAGUCCUUGAAGUAGAUGUUUUCUCGAAACUGAGGAACCUCAAGUUCCUGGACAUGAAAGACAACCAUCUGACAACACUUCCGGUUGGGUUAUUCGACUUUCAGAACAAACUUAUCUCUCUGGACUUAAGAAACAACCUUUUGACGACACUUGAUGUCAAUGCAGUGUCUUCUUUGUUGAGUCUAGACGUUUUUGCCAUCAAGGGGAACCCCUUGAUUUGCGAUUGCACGUUGCAACCUGUCGUACACUGGAGCUUGGUCAUUCUGGAAAACAAUGACGCUGUGUGUCGCUCUCCUCCACAGUACAGGGGUCUCAGCUGGUACGUGUUGACAGGCGUCCUUUGCUCUGCUGUGUCAACCACAGUCAACACCACUCCGUCAACAGACUCACUGACAGCCAUCGAUUUAGAGAUGUCAACGUCUUUUGACGACAACUCCACCGAGUUGUCGUCGUACAACGACACACAGAAGGAGAACGACCAUGUCAACGUCUUCUCGGGAGGUUCCAUAAUCGUAGUAGCAGUGUCUUUGUUGUGUAUUAUUGUUUUUGCAGUCGCUCUGGUGCUCAUCUUUUGGUACAGGAGACUGAGUGCCAGAGUGACAAAUUCAUCGGUGCCGAAUUCUGAACAAGACAAGGGACUGGAGGAAUUUUACGACGAUAUUAAUAUCGAAGGGCAUUACGAAUACUCUCAGAUUGGAAAUAAAGAAGGGAAAAGUUGUACCAUUGACUCAGACCAUGAUACGGUACGUUACGUGUUACGUCCUUGCUCCAAUGUGUAGUUUAUCAAAUAACCAGUGUUUCCUCUGUUUAAAAUUUAGAAUAUUUAAGGCAACACCUUCGACUAGUUAAUCGUCUUCGUGGGCGUAAUGAUAAAGUCAGGCUAUAGGCGAUUAAAAUAAGAAUUCGUUUGGGGGACAAAAUUUUUAAAACUUACUCGUCUCUGUGGAAGCUGGAAAUUCGAUCUGACAUCUAACAUGAUUUCGGAAGUGGUCUGGUAGUUGGAAAAAUUUUCAUAUCUACUCGUUUACGUCUGUGUUUGUGUCGAAAAUGUCUAACGCGAGCCAGGUUGGUGUUCGGAAGUUACGAUUUGAGGGAAUCUCUGCUUCGAGUAUAAAGUUGUAUAUUUUUCUGAUAUGUUGCACUGAGUACUGUGGCAACAGACAGCCAUCUUAAAUUGCUUGGGAGAGAUUUAAAAAUAAGGCGUAUAAUUCAUUAGAUGUUGUAGAUGUUAGAAGUACACCGAGACAUUUAUAAAACCAUUGUACAUAACACGUGACUUGCCUUCGUCCGUAAUGAGUGUACCUUAUGCUUCAAGACUUUGUGUAGACUUGUCUCAGGCUUCGGGACGCAUUCAUACGUCGAAAACGAAACUGGCAGGAUCGCGGGGUAACUAGGCAGUGGGCGGUGAGUCACUUCGAGAACGGUGUAUGUUCUCAUACCUUUCGAGAGAGUUACUUAUGACAGUCAGUCUAAUGUGAAAGCCAAGAAAUGUCGAUCAGGAUGCAAAAAUCAAACUAUCGUUCGUUCAACCGUGUCUUCUUACACGUGUCCCGACAAGAUUUAUUCGAAGAACAUGCUCAACUUGUCUUUCCAGUUUCCGUGCUUUCGUAUGUGUAAGUGACGAGGGUUUAAUAACCAUGCCAUCACAACGUCUCGCUUAUUUUCUGGUACAGCCUUGUGCUAAUUGUUUCAGAGUUGUUUCAUUUACGAACGCGGCUGUACUGAGUUGCAAAAUUAAUACACUGAAGUAUACAUAAAAAUUAUGUUCGUGAUGAAAUUAAGAGAUCAAAAAACUGAGGAACUAUUUGUUUUUAUGUACUUGUAAAGUUGUUGUAAUCACUACUACAUUUGGAAAGUGAACACAUUAAGAUUAUUAAAACACUCACUUUUGUUUUA
Molecule: messenger RNA, 2249 nt
Organism: Zootermopsis nevadensis
Lineage: Eukaryota; Metazoa; Arthropoda; Insecta; Blattodea; Termopsidae
Molecular function (GO): protein binding
Source: RefSeq, a predicted model, not a curated record